AUGGACUCCAAAUCGGGAUCUCUCGUCAAUGAGUCACCGCCCAGCUCGGACGCUGUGCAUCUUGAGCGUCUCGCCGUCGACGACGAGGAGAAGCACGUUGGCCACGUUGGGAGUCUGCAGAUCGAGGACGGCGACUCCCUCGAAAAGAGCCAGAGCGUGGAGGUGGACGUAGACGUGACGAAUCGAGGUGCCGUCAAGGGCGACGAGUCGGACGGCAAGGUCGACUGGACGUGGAUCCAAAUCAUCGCCACUGCCUGCCUCUCGGGAUUAUACGUCGGCUCUCAAAUCCCUCUCUACUUCCUGGGAGGUACCCUGACCUAUAUCUCCGCCGACCUCGGAGGAACUAAAGCGUCCGCCUGGCUCCCCGUGGCCUAUUCUCUUGCCCUGGGUGCUGUGACACCCUUUUGCGGCUAUCUGCAAGACUUGCUCGGUAGACGCUAUGUGACGCUCACGGGAGGCUUGAUCCUCCUGAUUGGGUGCAUCGUCAUGGCGACAGCCCAGACCUUCCGAGCGGGCGUUGUUGCCAUGUGCUUUGCCGGAGCUGGUGCAUCGAUUGGCGAGUUGACUGCCGUGGCCGGAACCGCCGAACUGGUCCCUAUCAAGAAGCGAGGCAUUUACCUAUCUAUCGUGACUGCGUCCAUCCUGCCCUUCGCUCCUUAUCUACUCUAUGCUCAACUCCUGGCCAAACACUCCACGUGGAGAUGGGGCAUGUGGCUCUGUGUGAUCUGGAACGCUGUUUGGUUCACUGGCAUCGCCAUCACAUAUUUCCCCAAGUCGCAGACUCGAGCACGAGGUGUCUCUCGAAGAGUACUCCUCAAGAGAAUCGACUUUAUUGGAGGCCUGCUGUCCAUCAUCGGCCUGGUUCUAUUCCUCAUUGCCCUGCAGGCGGGCGGAUCCUCGCACCCGUGGAAAAGCGCUUACGUACUGGUCAAUCUAUUCAUUGGCUUCUCACUGAUUGUCGCUUUCUUCCUGUGGGAAUGGAAGUUCGCCAAAUAUCCCAUGAUACCCAAGGAGUUGUUCCAUGGUCAGAAUAUCGUGGCCAGUUGCUUCGUCGUGUCGUUUGUGUCAGGAAUGAACUUCUCUGCUCUACUCAACUUCUUCCCCUUGGAGUUUACGACCGUCUUCGUCCCUGACCCCAUCCAAAUCGGCUUGAAGGAUAUCCCGCCUGCGCUUCUGCUGAUCGGUGGCUCCAUCGCGACGAACGCCCUGCUGUCAUACCUGAGAGGACACGGCCGCGAGCUGAUGCUUGUUGGAUGUCUCAUCAUGACUGCAUUCUCCGGUGCUCUCGCAUCCAUCAACCCGGACAAGACUGCCGCCGUGAUCGGAAUCGGCUCCAUGGCGGCGCUAGGCGUUGGGAUGGUAACGUCCCCCGCGUCGACCAUCGCGAUCACAGUGGCGCCCGACUCCACCAUCGCGACGUGCGUGGCGCUGAUCCUGUGCAUCCGGGCCACGGGCGGCUCAAUCGGCUAUGCCAUCUAUUACAAUGUCUUCAUCGAGAAGCUGACGCCGGCGCUGCCCAAGUACGUGGCCGAGUACGCCGUCGCGGCGGGGCUGCCGGUGGGCGAGGCUGAGCCCUUCACCGCGCUGUUCCUCACCGCGCCGCAGAACGUCACCGAGGUGCCCGGCGUCAACGCUGCCAUCCUUGAGGCCGCCACCAUCGGCAGCCGCUGGGCCUACGCCCACGCCCUCAAGUACGUCUGGUACAUCAGCCUGGUAUUCGGCAUCUGCUCCAUCGUCGCUUGUUGCUUCGUCAACAACAUGCAGAAGUACAUGACCAACCGGAUUGCUGCGAAGGUCGGCAACUAA
This is a messenger RNA of Fonsecaea erecta, 1806 nucleotides long. RefSeq lists its product as hypothetical. The record is from RefSeq and is a predicted model, not a curated record. Gene Ontology annotation, molecular function: transmembrane transporter activity. Gene Ontology annotation, biological process: transmembrane transport. The transcript is spliced from 7 exons. Bases 1 to 1806 code for a protein of 601 amino acids. Lineage: Eukaryota; Fungi; Ascomycota; Eurotiomycetes; Chaetothyriales; Herpotrichiellaceae.